CCCGGGACCGAGGCAGGCAGAGUCUUUGCAAAGCGCAGGUGGCGCGGGGAGGGCACGGCGCCCCGGCUGGAGCGGAGCGGCAAUGGGGGUGGACGUCGAGACGAUCUCGCCGGGAGACGGAAGGACAUUUCCAAAGAAAGGUCAGACGUGUGUGGUACAUUAUACAGGGAUGUUACAGAAUGGAAAGAAGUUUGAUUCCUCCCGAGACAGAAACAAACCUUUCAGGUUCAAGAUUGGCAGACAAGAAGUCAUUAAAGGCUUUGAGGAAGGAGCUGCACAGAUGAGCCUGGGACAACGAGCAAAGCUGACUUGCACACCUGACAUGGCAUAUGGAGCCACAGGCCAUCCUGGAGUCAUCCCCCCAAAUGCUACUCUCAUUUUUGAUGUGGAGCUUCUUAGAAUAGAGUAACUCAGAGCAACUGACUGAAGGCACCUGUUGAUAACCUCCCAUUCUCUUCUCCCUCUCCUUUCAUGGGGAGCAUCUCCAUUGGAAUUUCUGUCACUCCUGCUGUCAAGCCAACAAUGCCUCUGCUUGAGGUUGUUUUCUCACUUGCCUCGUUUUUUAAAAAAUGUUGUUGGUGUAUGUAUUUGUCCUUGUUUAGAUGCUUUUUUUUUGCUGUGGAGACAGAAAAACAAUGGCUGUAACAUUUUGAGUUGUAAAUUUUAUUUUAAUUUGCAUGUGAAACUUUAAAAUUGUGAUUAGAAAUAUAUACACACACAACCAUAAAUAUAUAGAGAAAUUACAUAUUGAAAAACCACUGCCUUACUAUACACGUUAAAAAACGGUAAAAGAACACACAGACAGAGGUGCUCAGAAAUCAAGUGUACAAGUUGUACAUGAAUGGGCAUUAGCCAAACCAAGUUACCUGCGCUGCCACUUUUUCUCAACUUGUAUGUUCUGCUUGCUGCUGUUUUAAACAAAAUUCCGAAAGAAAAAUAAAAAUCUUGAUACUUUA
This is a messenger RNA of Eublepharis macularius, 956 nucleotides long. It is a transcript of the gene FKBP1B, whose product is annotated as FKBP prolyl isomerase 1B. Bases 83 to 409 code for a protein of 108 amino acids. Gene Ontology annotation, molecular function: peptidyl-prolyl cis-trans isomerase activity. NCBI's taxonomy places the organism in Eukaryota, Metazoa, Chordata, Lepidosauria, Squamata, Eublepharidae. The record is from RefSeq and is a predicted model, not a curated record. The transcript has 4 exons. Gene Ontology annotation, biological process: regulation of cardiac muscle contraction by regulation of the release of sequestered calcium ion. Gene Ontology annotation, cellular component: sarcoplasmic reticulum membrane.